AUAGUGGUUUUCAUCUUCAUGCUGUGUGGAUCCGUGUUCCUGAUGUUUAACGUGACCGUGGGUCUGGAUCAGGAGCUGGCGAUGCCUCAGGGCUCCUACAUGUUGGACUAUUUCCACUAUCUCUACAAAUACUUUGAAGUGGGGGUCCCCGUUUAUUUUGUAACAAAGAGAGGCUUCAACUUCACCACCGUGGACGGCAUGAACGCCGUGUGCUCCAGCACGGGCUGCGAUCAGUUCUCAAUGACCCAGAAGAUCCAGUACGCCACCAACUACCCUGAACUGUGAGUUUGUUCACUUUCAUA
This is a messenger RNA of Etheostoma cragini (Arkansas darter), 302 nucleotides long. RefSeq names its product NPC1-like intracellular cholesterol transporter 1. The annotation marks the transcript as partial. The transcript is spliced from 2 exons. NCBI's taxonomy places the organism in Eukaryota, Metazoa, Chordata, Actinopteri, Perciformes, Percidae. The record is from RefSeq and is a predicted model, not a curated record.